Messenger RNA from Oncorhynchus masou masou (cherry salmon), 2853 nucleotides. RefSeq names its product peptidase inhibitor 15-A-like. The record is from RefSeq and is a predicted model, not a curated record. NCBI's taxonomy places the organism in Eukaryota, Metazoa, Chordata, Actinopteri, Salmoniformes, Salmonidae. Bases 231 to 1013 code for a protein of 260 amino acids. The transcript is spliced from 6 exons.
AACUGCAGCCGGAGUCCUCCUAUAGUUUGGAAGGAGCUACUGGCAAGUCUCGUACUGCUGGAAGGAAGCGUCUCCCUGUCUCUCUCUGUCUCUCUCUUAUCCACUAUUCUAACUAGGACUUUGGAAGAGUGUCGCCUGGCAACACAGACACAAGAUACAGCCGCAAAGUAGAAGAUUAAAUCAAGACAAGGGAUAGCUUAUAUCCCGUCGCAUAUUUUAAAGAAGCAAAUAUGAAUGCUCCGCACUUUGCCAUGGACUUUCUGCUGUUGUGCAUAUCUUUCGGAGCAAGUGUCUUGGCAGCCAACUCUCCCACCGUGUCCCCGACGUUGCCAGACACCAAUUUCACCGAUCUUGGCGCAGCGUUCAGCUAUGGAGAAGCAGACAGCGAGAAUAUUCCCCUGACCAGGAGGAAGCGUUAUAUAUCCCAAAACGACAUGCUUGCCAUUCUUGAUUACCACAAUAAAGUAAGAGGGAAAGUUUUCCCUCCGGCGUCCAAUAUGGAGUACAUGUCGUGGGACGAGACCCUGUCUAAGUCAGCUGAGGACUGGGCCCACGCGUGUCUGUGGGAGCACGGACCUCGACACCUCCUCAGGUUCCUGGGCCAGAACCUCUCUGUCAGGACUGGACGCUACCGCUCUAUUCUCCAGUUAGUGAAGCCCUGGCAUGAUGAAGUGAAGGACUACGUGUUCCCUUACCCCCAGGACUGCAACCCCAGGUGCCCCCUGAAAUGCUACGGACCCAUGUGUACACAUUAUACACAGAUGGUUUGGGCCACAACAAACAAAGUCGGGUGUGCUGUACAUACAUGUCACAAUAUGAACGUGUGGGGGAACGUGUGGAAACAGGCAACAUACUUAGUGUGCAACUAUUCAUCCAAGGGGAACUGGAUCGGAGAGGCACCCUACAAAAUAGGCGUCCCGUGCUCCGCCUGUCCCCCGAGCUACGGAGGCUCCUGUUCCAACAACAUGUGCUUCCCAGCCCUCAACACAAACUAUCUGCAGUGGUUCAAAUAGAGUCUCUGUCCAGGCUGCGUCCCAAAUCACAGCCUAUUCUCUAUGUAGCCCUAUGGGCCAUGGUGUAAAGUAGUGCACUACAUAGGGAAUAGGGGGCCAGCCCUAGUCUAAAGUAGUGCACUACAUAGGGAAUAGGGUACCAUUUGGGACGAAGACUAACACCAAGCUAACAUCUUGACCCCCGACCCCACAGAGACUUUCCCCCCUGAAGGAUUUGUACAACAGUCCUGAAAACAUGCUAUUUUUGUAUAUAUAUGGGCUUAUUUACGUUGGAAGGCUGCACAUUUAUUUUUUUUAUAAUUAUGUGUACAUAGAAUGUAUAUUAAUGUUUUACGUUGUAACUAGAACUUGUGUUUUUAUACGAUUAUCCUAUGAUGAAUUGGAUUGAUUGAUUGAUUGAUUGAUUGAUAGGAAGAUAAUUUAUCUUGUGAACGAUGUUUAAUAACAGAUAUGGUGCAAAUACUGUUUCAGUAUUACAGUAUUAUGGUCAUUGGCCAUAGGAAGUGGAAGUGGAUACUCAUGGACACACCGCCUCACAAUGGUCCAAUGGAGACAACUGGAGACACCUUGUCAUUUCUGGAGACAGGUUAUUGACAUGGCAACGCUAGCAACAACAACAACAAAAAGUGAUUGCUAACUAACUGUAAACACCUUUAGCUGGCUAGCUAAUUAUCUUGGCUAACUUGUGGAGCAAAACAAUUCACUUAUUUAUCAUUAAUUAGCCACUGUAAAUAUAUUUGCUAGAAAAUGCUACGCUGUCUCCUAACCUGCGAGGUGUGUCCAGGAACGUUUACGUUUGGCAAUUUUAUGACACCUCCACAUCCAGACGUAGUACGUGGUUCAGAUGCAUUUUGACGUCUGAGGUAAAGACAAAGUAACACAGUGCUGGCUGCUAAUUUCAAAUCAAUUAAAUGGUGCUGAACACAGAGCACUAUUCAGCUCUCAAUGGUGCUGAACACAGAGCACUAUUCAGCUCUCAAUGGUGCUGUACACACAGAGCACUAUUCAGCUCUCAAUGGUGCUGAACACAGAGCACUAUUCAGCUCUCAAUGGUGCUGAACACAGAGCACUAUUCAGCUCUCAAUGGUGCUGUACACACAGAGCACUAUUCAGCUCUCAAUGGUGCUGAACACAGAGCACUAUUCAGCUCUCAAUGGUGCUGUACACACAGAGCACUAUUCAGCUCUCAAUGGUGCUGAACACAGAGCACUAUUCAGCUCUCAAUGGUGCUGUACACACAGAGCACUAUUCAGCUCUCAAUGGUGCUAAACACACAGAGCACUAUUCAGCUCUCAAUGAAGCUAAACACACAGAGCACUAUUCAGCUCUCAAUGGUGCUGAACACACAGAGCACUAUUCAUCUCUCAAUGAAGCUAAACACACAGAGCACUAUUCAUCUCUCAAUGAAGCUAAACACACAGAGCACUAUUCAGCUCUCAAUGGUGCUGAACACACAGAGCACUAUUCAGCUCUCAAUGGUGCUGAACACACAGAGCACUAUUCAGCUCUCAAUGGUGCUGAACACACAGAGCACUAUACAUUCCACACAUCAUUCUCUAGCAUUUUACACAGUAGGUUCAGUGAAAUGUGUAUACCACGACAGAUUGGACUACCAAUGUGUUUGGGCGUAUGGCAUGAUACUGUCGGCAUACUGUGUUCAGUAGACAUCUUCAUGUCUGCCUUAAUAAGUGUUUACCAACUGUAUGUACAUAGAUAAACCCUCACACUCUGACUAUUAAUAUCCUUAUACUACAUUCAUACUGAAAGUUAUUCUUUUUUUUAUACGGCAUAAGUAUUUCACUGAAGGAGUUUUUUUAAUAUAUUUUUUAAAUGAACUGUA